Messenger RNA from Acanthosepion pharaonis, 459 nucleotides. Lineage: Eukaryota; Metazoa; Mollusca; Cephalopoda; Sepiida; Sepiidae. The record is from the annotation of a GenBank genome assembly.
AUGUAUUUGAUUUUCUUUUUUCUCUUUCACACAUUUCAUAUUCUUUCUUUCUUCCUUCCUUUCUUUUCACCCCCACCUCUUAUUCAUCCAAUAUUAUUCUUUCUCUCUCACGUAUUUGAUUUUCUUUUUCUCUUUUUUUUUUUUCUUUCACACAUUUUUCAAUAUUUCUCUCAUGUAUUUGAUUUUCUUUUUUUCUUUCCUUUCUUUCUUUUUUCACCCCCACCUCUUAUUCAUCCAAUAUUAUUCUUACACGCUGGCCUAUCUAUCUAUCUAUCUAUCUAUCUAUCUAUCUAUCUAUCUAUUUCAGUUUAUUCAUAUCUAUCUAUAUAUCUAUCUAUCUAUUUAUCUAUUUCCUUUAUUCAUAUCUAUCUAUCUAUCUAUGAAAGAUUAUUCAUAUCUCUAUCUAUCUAUCUAUCUAUCUAUCUAUCUAUCUAUCUAUCUAUCUAUCUAUCUAUCUAA